This is a messenger RNA of Symbiodinium natans, 1395 nucleotides long. NCBI's taxonomy places the organism in Eukaryota, Dinophyceae, Suessiales, Symbiodiniaceae. The record is from the annotation of a GenBank genome assembly.
AUGCCAGGAAACCAGGAGCUGUUGCAGGAUCGCUUCAAGAUUUCCAGGGACCACAUCUUGGGAGAAGGAAGCUAUGCAGUGGUGUACAAGGGACUGGAUCGAAAGGGGUUGAAGAACGUGGCCGUCAAACUCUACAAGGACAUAGACGAGGACGCAACUCAAUCCUUCAAGAAAAGCAUAGAUGUCCUGCUCUCUAUACAGACUGGGAAGCGAUCUGCCAGCAAAACAGCGCCAUCGGAGGAUGGAAAAUCCGACGCAAGUGAUACUGAGCCACCGGAUGGGCCCGAUGAGAUAGACACCGAUUGGGCAGAGAAUUCGACGGAUUGGGCAGAGUUCGCAACAAGAUCCUUCGAUCCCCGGAUGGUGGACGUACCAUCGCACGUGCGGAGACGGUCAUCAAGGGGCGAGCUGAUCAGAAAGAUCGACUUCAGCUCAUGCUUUGUGUCGGUUGUUAGCUUCUCGAAGGAUGAGCAUGACAAUCCUGGCCUUGAUUCAGAAUCCGAGUCGCUUUUCAUUGUCUUCGAACUCGGAGGGGAAUCCCUGGAGGACAGACUUGUACGGUAUGCAGAAGAAGGACGAAAGCUGUCAGCGGAUGAACAUCGUUCCCUGCAGUGGGCUUUGGUCUCUAUAGUUUUUGGCCUGCAUACUCUUGGGUACGUGCACUUAGACAUCAAGCCAGCGAACAUCGUUAGCUUUGACGUGGGAGACCGAAAGGAGCAGUGGAAGCUGAUAGAUCUCGACGGUGCGCUCUGCUCCGGAAAGCCAACUCUGCUCAAGGACUGCGUGACGACGUUGCAAUACACGUCUCCAGAGCUUGCAGGGACCUUCCUUUCCAUGCAGGUCUGCGCGCAUGACAAAUUUGGAAGACCGCGGCGUGGCAAGGAAGAUCCGGACAACCAGCUCAUCAAGCUCUCCCGGCUCAUGGACGUUUGGAGUGUUGGGAUGUGUGCGAUGGAGGCAAUUUUCUUGGUACCCAUCUUAAUGCCAUGGUAUGAUGAGUGGCUGAGCGAAACAGGCACCGAGGAGAAGUUCCUCAAGUGGCUCGCGGACUACUACACCGAGCCAAUAAUCACAGGAGACCUGCAGGCUGCUUUGCAGGAGAUCGACAAGGACAUGUGCAGCUUCUUGGAGGGGAUGCUUCAAAAGGAUCCUGCCAAGCGUUUCAGCAUUAUCGAGUGCAUCAACCACACGUGGUUCCAGAAGAUUCGUCACAGCCACCUCGAGGACCUUGCUGGAAUACUGGAGAGGUCGGAAGCUGCCGGCUCUGAGACGGAGUCGCCCACAGCAUCGAGGCCGGCCGAGCAGAAGGAAGACGAGGAAGCCAAGCCGGACAGGUCACCCGCGGGUGGCAAACCAGAUGUCAGAAGAGCAUCCAGAGCUUGCGCGUUAAUGUAG